CAGAUUGUACGCUUGUCACCUCGAUCCACAUAAAUAAAAUUUCAAUUCAUUGUUUUCAGAGUUACCGAGGGUAGAGUGUGUUUUGUGAUGGUUUUUUAGGAUAAUAAAUUCGUUUGAGUUCCUAAACUUUGGUCACCGUCGUGUGUAGGUACUUUCAAAUACCAUUUCAAGUUAAACAAACUCUUGUGUAACCCUGAAAAACACACGACGGUGAUCCUCGCGCACCUAUUGGUCGAUAAAGCAGCCAGUGCACGUGAUGCUCUUCCCGUAGAAACUAGAAAGUGUUGAGAGAGGACACGACAUACUUUUAAUUAAAACACUGAUUCCAAUAAAAUUUUCUUGUGUAUUUCUAAUUUCUUUUCUAAAUUAUUGUUUUUUGUAAAAUUGUAAACAAGUGAAUAGUGACAAUCUCUCAUUAUUCCGGAGCAAACCUCAUUUACAUUAGGAGGUUCUAUAAUCGGCGGGCUGCCAACUCUCGGGGUAACAUGAGUUCUUUGAACACACUACUAGAAGCAGCAAGAUUUCUGGAAUUGCAAGAGCAGCAACAAAACCGUACAACGGUAGCAGCUGAAACUUUAGCAACAAUGAAACCGGUUUCACCUACUAUUACGAAAGCGAAUGUAGCGCCCGUUAUAGCUUUAAGUCAAAGCACUGUUAAGACAGUUACUGCUAAUUCGGCGCCUCAAACUAUGGUUAUUUCGUCGAAUAAUAUAUCUCCCACAAUUCUACAAACCCCUAUAACUUUUUCAACUCCUGCCCCCCAGAUCGUCAAGAAACUUGAACAAGAUGGUCAAGUAUCAAGUACCACAAUACCUCAUAUAUCGCGACAAAGAAUUUUACAUAAUAGUUUUGAUAUAAGGAAUUCCACAGUAAGCGAAGAUGGAAGUACGGAAAGCAAAAGAAAACAACCGCCGUUAGUAUUUCGAGCAGGUACUAGAGAAGUUCAUAAUAAACUUGAAAAACAUCGUCGAGCGCAUUUGAAAGAAUGCUUUGAUAUUCUUAAGAAACAAUUACCUACUACUCAGGAUGAAAAGAAACCGUCGAACCUUAGUAUACUUCAUUCCGCCUUAAGGUAUAUUCAGACUUUAAAACGGAAGGAACGAGAAUUGGAACAUGAAAUGGAGCGAUUAGCUAGGAAGAAAAUUAUUGCUAAACAAAGGUUAGCCGUUUUGAAAAAAGAUAUGUCACAUUAUGACAAUAUCGAUAUUUCAAAAAUUUUACCUGAAGGCGAUUCAAGCCCCGUUGCCAGCGCCUCGACACCUCCAGCAGAAGAACUUAGAGAAGAUAUUAUUAAUAACGGAUCUUCUGUUCAUAUUAAUGAAAAUCAAGAAAUGUCUAUACCGAUUUUGACCAAAACGAGCAUUCCUGUUGUUACACAAAACUUGACUUCAAUCAAAGAGAUCUCACAACCAAUUCAAACAACGGCUUUGUCGGUACUUCCCAUGACGUAUCCCGUAAACCAAGGUUUAGUCCUUCAAAAAGUUGCUUUGGUACCAAAGGGAUUGGAUGGAUUAGCACCAUUAGUGUCCACUCAUUUCAUCACUCCACAACAAAUCAAUGGAAAAGUGGUACCUUUGACACAGUACUUGGUGAAACCUGUUGUAGUAGUUAGCACCGCAUCACCACGCCCAAGCUAGUGGGGUUUAUUUCCAAAUUAGCAGUAAUUUGGUUCUUAACAAGAGGAGGAAAACAUUUUACAAACCCUGAGGAACGACUGAACUACUUUGGAUUUUUAUGUAUCAUUAACUCUGAAAAGUAGUAGGUAUUUUUGUAACAUCAAAUAAUUAUUAUUUAGAAAAAUUAUAGCAGUUAUAAUUAAAAUAGGAAAUUUUGGGAUACAUGCUUAUUUAAGGUUUCUAAAUUGGUAUUUUAUGUUAUUCAAAACGCACUUCCGUAAUGAUUCACUUACGAAAAUACUACUAACAUUCAUAUUUUCAUACGUCAGUUUUUUUGGCAAUAAAAACAGCUAGGAUGGGAUAAAAUAAAGAGCACGAUAUAUAUAUAUAUAUAUAUAUAUAUAUAUAUAUAUAUAUAUAUAUAUAUAUAUAUAUAUAUUUGUCACAUUAUUCAAAACAGUAACUUAAAUAUGACUAUUAUAUAAAAUUGUUGUAAAAAGGACCUAAAACCAAUUAUUCAUAGUAGGAUUGUGGGCGGUCAAGUACCAUUGACCACAUGAGCCUUUGAUAGGUCCGUAGUACCCGAAAUUAACAAAGGCCAAUGUUCUUUAGAAAAUGAAAUAUUUGGGCUUCUUCUUUUUGACAUCACUAGACCAAUUUUGUUUUUAUUUAGAAAAAUUGUUUAAUUUUGAAUAUUUGAUCAUUUGUGUUUUUCCAUUUCUAAAGCUACAUUUAGAGUCCUCUAAAGUGAUUUCGACCUCAUUUAUUAUUCUUUUGUCCAUUAUUCUAGUCAUUAUUUUAGAUGGUAUUCUUAUUAGUGAUAUACCUGGGUAGUUUUCACAACUUCUUUUGCCUUCUCUUAAUAUAUUGGUAAUAUAAUUCCUAGAUUCCAAUCUUCCGGCAUUUUUCCUGUUAAAGCAUCUUGUUUAGUAAAUCUGUUAGUUGCUCCAUCCAUAUAUUUCAUCAAAUCAGCAGUUAUGAUGACUUCUCUUGGCGCUUUUCUCAGCUUUAAUAUUUCAAUUACUUCUACUAGUUUUUGAUUCCUUAUCCUUUACUAGUGGGUAUUCCCUCCAUUACUUCAUGUUCCUCCGAAAUUCAUCAUAUUAUACUCCUCUUUCUUUCUCAAUUGUUUUAGUGUUACAAAAAAUAAUUUUUUAUUUUACUUAUAGUUCUAUGUUGUUUUCUUUUUGAUUUGUAGGUUUCAUAAUAUUCUUUGUAUUUAAGUAUUUGUUCCUUUCUUAUGGAAAAUAAGGAAGUUCAUUCGAACUAACGUGACAAACGCAAACGGAUGUGAUUGGCUCUUUUCUAUUGCCACGAACGGCCGACGGGAAAAUAUAAAAGUCGUUUAUGUUAAAAGUCUCCAACGGCAGACCGAUCAGCAAGCAGCGAUGACAAACGGCAACUAUGAAUGGUCUUACGCAUUUCAAUGUUUUAAUUUUGUAACAGCAAACGGCAACGUCAAGUCAAGUUUAUAAAUCGACCAUUAAUUCUAGCUCUCAUACAUAACAUAAACAACAGAUAAUCAUGAUCAAGACAAUUUUUGAUGUCUUAACACAUAAAAAGCUAACGAGGAGGUUCAGAAUUAUGAAAAUUUCUAAAGCUUAAACUACGUGAAAAAUUAAUUUAUAUGUUUUGAUUCUAAUUUUCAAGAAUAAUUUUUAUAUUUCAGAAUAAUUAAUUUCAUGGCACCAACUACUGCAUAGCAUGUGAAUAAGAGUAAUUUUUGGAGAGUAAAUAAUGUUUAUUGUACCACAUUUUUUAUUACAGUAAAAUACAAAUACUUUCAGAUUUAAAUCAAGUAAAAACAUACAUAUGUAUUGAAUUAAUACAAGAGAACCUUUUUUCAAACUAGUGGUAUGGGGUAGAUAGUAACAUAAAAUUAAUGUCUUAUAAUCUUCUUUAACAUUCAGUUUUAGGUAACAGUGUACAUAAAGAACGUACUAUCAGCUCUCGAAAUGAAUGUACCCAAUUUUGGAUUACACCUUAUAAUUUUGAGGCUCAUUCCAAAGUUAUCUUUCAUCGAGUUCAUCAAACCACAUAGUUCUCAUUAUGUCACUAGUAAGCUCUUAAUCCAUCCUAGCUGAUUUCCAUUGCAUUUCUUAUUGGUUGUCUGAGGUAACUAAGUUGCUGUACUUGCUGAAUAUAACAAUGUUAUUUAAUGAAUAGUCUUUAAGACAAUAUCGAACCUUAAUCUGUUUCAUUUAUUCCAAAAUUAAUAGCACUGAACAUUACGUAUACUUCAUAUUCCCCUUAUUAUAGUGGUUUAAUGGUAUUUGUAUUAUAGUUUUUUAGAUCUCACCACUAUGAUAUUGGAUACUGAUUUAAAGUACCUUUAAAUUUUACCUACUUAUUAUAACAUUUUGAAAUUUAUUUAUUUAUCCCAUUUAUAUGAUUAUAUUAAAUGACCAAGAAAUUGUUUACCCUAUUAAUAUGUAUAAUAUUCUAUAUUUGUUGACUGAUUAAAAAAUAUAUUUUAAUAACACUUGAAUUUGACUAAAUGGCCACAAAACAGUAGAUAUUGAAACAAAAAAAACAUACAGAACUUAAUACUAAUCCUCAUAAUAGUAUUUGCAACAGAUAAUUGAAAUUCAGUGAAAGGAGCAAUAAAAAUGAAACAUUAAAAAAUGGAAUAUUAAAGUAUAUGGAUGCUUAAAAAUAACGAGGCAAACAUUAAAAAAACAAUAAAAUAAAAAAUUAACAGUUAAAUUGGAUAUGAAAUGAACCAACAAAGGUAGCCAGGAAAAUCAUGAUGGUAGGUAAACUAAGGGAAAAAAAGACAGAAAAGACAAUGGAUUGACCAAAUAGAGGAAAUUGGGCAAAUUAAAGGAAAUGAAAAUACUUGCAAGGGAUAGAAAAGCAUGAAAAAAUAGUGUGAGAACAGACAGAGACUAAAUCUGACCUUUUAAAGGCAUAAGGAUCAUCAAGGAGCAUUUACAUGUUAUGCACAUAUAUUUUGAAAAAUGAAUCCUACUGUAUUUUGUAAACUAAAAUUAUGGAUCAAAGUAAGAUUUGUCUUGUGAAAUCUUGUUGAUCAAUUUUCCAUAAGACACUUAACUUGAUGAAUAUUUUUAAAAAUUAUAUUUUUUAAAGCAAAUGAUGAACGGCAUUACAUUAUUUUUAGCAUUGUGAAUCGACUUAUUAAGCGUUCAAUGAUUUCAACAGAUAUUGCCAGUUGAUUGAACAUUAUCCUGAUACAUUUUGUAAUAGAUAUUUUUUAAUAUAAUAUCAUCAAACUAAUCAAAAAUUGAAAGAGUGAAUGACUUAAUUGUUUUCGUGAUUUUAAAUGCACAAAAUAAAAAAUGAGUUGUUGAAAUGUUGACAAAAAUAAUAAGCAAUAUCACGUAAUCAAAAAUGAGAUUUAUCUAAUUCCGCUAUCAAAUGUGACACUUUGAGUCACUCCUUGACAUUAGGAAACGUCACAUUCAUAUCGAAGUUGAAAUUUCUGGACCCAUUGAUGAUAUUCAUACUGAACACAUUGUUAACACCAACACUCACAAUUACACUGCCUAACGCGCGUUUCGAUAACCAAGCUAUUGUCUUUAGAGACUGAGGUUUAACUUAGUUACAACCAAGUUAUCGUCUUCAAAGACUGAAGGUGAACUUCACUCUCUAAAGACGAUAGCUUGGUUAUCGAAACGCGUUAGACAGUGUAAUUCUGAGUGUUGUUGUAGUGGUGGUGUAAUAAUUAUUUACGUUAUGAGUUCGGGAAGUGAUUUAGUACGGUACUAGAUAGAUGUUUAUGAACGAGGCGACGAAGAAGCCGAGUCAAGAAUAUCUAAUCGAGUACUGUAAUAAAACUUCACGGACGCAUAUCGUAAUAGGUUUAUUUUUCAUACUCUUUUCGGUUUUAAAUAAAAAACAAAAUUAUAUUAAAAUAUGAAAUGUCAUAUUUUAUUUGAAGAAAUAAAAAUUAGUAGAAGUCACUAAGGUAACAUUGUAAACAAAAGCAGACUUAUUGAAUUUUUGGAAAUACAAAAAAUAUUUUUUCCCAAAAGAAUGACUGAUAAUUAUAAUAAAAUUGCUAAGAAAAGUGCGGAAGCAGUAGGGCAAAUUAUUUCAAUUAAGUCUUCGAAAAGAUACGAAAAAGAAUAUGCGAUGUUUUGCGGCUGGCAUAAGAAAUUCGAGGUAGAAAGUACUGAUGAAAAUGAUACCUGAAGUGCCAUUUUCCGGUCUGAAAUUAGUACUGUAAAGUCAACUUUUUAGUACAGUAUGAAAAAAACAGUGUUUUCAGUAUAACCUUCAUAUAUCAGUUAUAAAAAGUAGUUAUGUAAAAACCUUUUGUAGAACCUUUUCAUUGAUAUUCUUCAUAUUUUUCAAAUCACACCAUUUUUCAAAUUUUGGUAGGCCAGGGCAUAUCUAUUUCUUGAUUUUUCAGGUAUUAAACUACCCACUGCAGCAUUUGCAGACUCUUUUUUGGAAUUAGAUAAAACGUUUCAAGUCAACACGUUAUGAAAAGAGUGAUAUUAUUCAACUCUUGUUCGCUCUUUUCAUAAUUAGUUACGUAAAUAACUAUUUUAAAUAUAUGGGCAGUGAAUAAAAGUUUAAAUCAUGUGCUUAGUCAUAAAAGUAAACAAUUAACGUAUUACCAAAUUAUAAUUAUAGUUUUUGAAUUGAAUUGAAAACACUGUAGUCCAGGGUCGAUAAUUUUUGAAACCAAAAACAUAGUAGAAGAAUAAAACCUAUUGGAAAAGGAAGAGAAUAUAACAAUCAUGGAAGGAAAAAUAAUUCUCGUGAGAUCUGAGGUUGGGAAGGGGAAGAAGAGAGUUUCAAGUGUAAAAAACAAUUUAACUAGAUAUAUGGUAAAACUGCAAGGCCUAUGGGAAAAAGUUAAAUAGUUAAAUUGUGUGUAAUAAAAAAUGCUACAACUUUUGUAUUUACACUUUUCUCACAUAACCUCAAAGUUUAUGCAAAAACAACAAAUAAACAAGUUUUUUGUUUCCUAAUUUUAUCUUCAAAACCAUUUUUUAUUACAAACUAACUUGGUGCAAACUAAGGUUUUUAUGCCCUAAGUACACUGUAUUUUUUAAUUUAAAAUAUUUUUUGUUAAUUAUUCAACCCUCGAAUUUUUUAAAUCAAUAGACUGCACAAUAAAGACAUAAUUUGAAUAUCAUAUAUGUUAAUUAGCUAUGACAAUUUCUUGCACAGAAUAGAUACACACUGAUUUUCAAUUUUUUAUCAUAGAGUUCACAUUUUCAAUAAUCAAUUGUAUCUGCAUUUCAAUGAUUUGUUAAGAGGAUGACUUAUUUGAGCUCUUCAUACUUGAUUACAUAUUUAUAUUCAAUAUUGGACAUAAUACCUCUAUGCAAAGAACUAUUAUAGGUGUUAGUUAACGAUUUUUAGUGCUUUCAUCAUGUCUUUUCUAUUUUUAAAGGUAAGUGCUCUCAGAGGUCUUCUAAUGCCCAAUCUAUUCAUAUUUUUGAUAUACUAAAUUACUGAAUUUUUACAUAUUUUGAAAAAGGAAUUUUCUAGAUAUCAACUACAACACAUAAUUAAUUUCGCGUCUCAUAUUGUUUCAAGUUAUUUCACAAACAUAUAUUGAGUUAUUUAGCAUAUCGACAUAUCAUCUUCCAGUUUGCUAAUCAACUUCCUAAUGCAUUUUUCCUUAAAUCAAUUUAAAUUAACUUUAUUUAAAGCACCACCUUCAUUAAUCUAAAUAUUUACAUUAUUAACACAAAAUAAAAAUAAGUUACAUUGAAAUGAUACCUAUAACUUAGUCGAAUAUGACCUUAACAUAACCUCGAAUUGCCUUAUUUUUUCCAUAAAAGUUUGUUUUUGCUGGAAAUGCAUAAAUAAGCUUCAUAACUCCAAAUUAAAAAAAAUCAGUAAAAGAAUAAAUGAAUAUGGGUCAACCCUAAUUCCGCGUACACCCUCCUCUACUUCUUUUCGAUGUAUUAAUGCUUUGCGGCAUGCUAAUAUCAAAUGUUCAAGAAAAGCUUGCUGUACAUUCUCCCAUUCUUCAAAGGAAACAGGGGAACUAUGACUUCGAAUCCUCUUUUUGAAAUAGUCCCGUAGACGUUCUAUAGGAUUCAUAUCCGGACUGUUAUGUGGCCACUUUAAUGAAGGGAUAUCGACAAAAUGAGCAAAAGGCAUUACAUGUUCGAAAAUAAUGUUGGACAUUCAUACGUUAGUGUCCAAUUUCGUACCAGCAUCGAAGCACGCUCCUCCUCAAAACAUUUUAGAGACUGUAUCAAAAGGCAAACCAUUUUCCUUGCUUUCGCCUAACAAGCUCACGCCUAUCUAGAGCUUUAAGGCUAACUCUAAUUUCAUCAAAGAACGAAACUUUAUUCCAAUCUUUGACGGCUCAAUUCUGAUGAAGUUUUGCAAAAUUUGAUCUCUGAACUUUGUGUUCUCUGGUAAGAAGAGUUUUUUGGCUGGUAUUUUGUUGCUUAACCCUGCUUCAUGUAAACGUCUUCUAACCGUUCGAAAAGAUACAUAUAUAUAUGGAACAUCUGAUAACUCAUUUUUUAGCAGAUUGCUGGUGACUCUUCAGUUUCUGAGAGCACGAUCAUCAAUUUGAUUAGUGCAACGUUUUUGCCCUUUCGUCCUAGUCUUCGGUGGUACUAACACAUUUCUUUAUGCUGCCACACUAUGUGGCUGAUGCUGGAAUGAUGUCUUCCUAACAAAGCAGCACCAGAUCGUAAUGAAUACCCUUCAUUCGGGAGAGUCAAUGCUGGUUCUACUUCAUUGACAAAUUUCUUUGAAGGCUCUUUUUUUAUUUGAUUUACUCUUAAAUGAACUUCUAAACAUGCAUGUAGUAAAAACAAUUACAAUAAAUUGCUUUAAUCUGUACUUUUGAAGAAAAUGUUGAUACAGUUUUAGACUAAAACGAGGUUUAAUACGAAUUGUAAUCAACAACUGUCAUUGUCAAACAAUGUCCAUGGCCUAUUUGUACAGUAAUUUAUCAAUAAAAAAAGAAUAUCAAGAAAAAUAUGAGUGGUGCGUUAAUUUUGUCAAGUUUAUUUUUUUAACUCCGCUUUCAUCGACUUUUCACACGAUCACUCACCAGCUUAACAAGAAGUAAAAUAUUCGCGUUCUUUUCGGUAAAUACUUUUUGUUGAUAUAUUAUUUGUAUCCAACAAUAUUUUUUAUUGCUGUACAAUUUGGGAGAUACAUUCAAGUGAUUAUUAUACUAUCUCGUUAUUUGGAAAAUUUGCAAAAAUUGAUAAUCAGUGUUGAGCAUCUGCAUAAUAUCAAAAUAUAAUGGAAAGCGUAUUUAUAUUUUUAUUAAAACAUCAUAAUAUGAACGUUCAGAUAUGUAUCAACGAUUAAAUUAUAUCAAAUAUUAUUUCAAAUCAUUUAAAUGGACCAGACAAUUUGAAACAUUGAUAUUAAGAAAUCAUUUUAUUUGACAUUUGCGUUAGUAACUCAUUAGAGCGAAGCAUGUGAUUUAUGUACGUGUGUAACAUGUUUUACAAAUCUUGUGAUACCAAUAAAAGAUUUGCAAAUUAUUUUAUAUAAAGUUGUUUAUUUAUCUUAAAAAAAAGGACCUCUAAUAUCUGUAAAUGUAUAUUCAUCAAAACUGAAAAAAAAAUUUGGCGGAUGUUAAAACUGGGUUUUUUAUUUUUCUGUAUAAGCAAGUUAGUUUCAUAACUACAUAACCACUGCAAAAAAAUGUUGAAAUGCACAUAUCCAUCACUUGCUUCAUUCUGAAAAUAAUCAAAAUAGACAAGAGGAAAUUUACGAUGUUUUCUCCAACGUAUUGAACUUAUUAAUUAUUUAUUUAUACUUUAUAACCAUUCUAUCAUUAAUGAUCGAUUAUAAUAUAGUAAAAUAGUUGAAUAUUACUCAAAUGUUCGAUAAAAAAAUUCACAUAGUUCAAAAACUUCCCAUGUUUCUGUCUAUUUAAAAACUUUGUUAAUAUCAUGUAACUUCUAAAUUCCCAACACUGCAAAAUUGAUUUCUCUGAAAAAAUAAUGUAUGUACAUUUAAAGCAAAAACUUUUUAAUAUCUAGUGAUAAAGAAUUACGAUAUAUCUUUUUCUUUCAACUUUUCAGGUGUGGGAUGAGAGUUCCGUACAUUUUUGUGUCCUCUGUAUUUUUUUAUAUCCCCAAUUUCACCAAAGUUCUCUCCCCCUAUUUCCUUACUUCAUCCGAUUUUUUCUUCUUCGUUUACCUAACUUCAUUCACACAGUAUGUCUCUUGAUUUAUUCCGUGUUUUAAGUCCUAGAUUGGGGUUUUUGUACCGAUUUAUGCUUCUUAGUUGGGAGUUCUGGAACUUUUGGUGAUGUUCAUACUGAGCACACUACCACUACACAACAAUUACACGCGUUUCAAUAACCAAGUUAUUUUGUUCAGAAACUGAAGGUAAACUAAAAUCUUGACCUAACUAUUAAAUACUAAAUUUACCCACCAAUAAACUUUCUCCCGUGAAAUAUAAUUCCAGUGAGACUCAUAUUUAUUCUUGAACUCUUAACUAUGAAGUGGGCCGUGAGGAUUAGGCCUUUUGUCUCUAUUUAAACUAUUUUUACAUUUAACAAUCUCAAUGCAUCCAACAAUGUAUUGCUGGAUAUAUUUUUCAACAAAUUUACAUUAUUUAUAUUUAUUUCAUGAUAAUGACUCGCAGCAUGAUCGGCAAUUUUCGAUGAGCCAUAUGAUAUUUUAAACAGACAUUAAUGGAUCCCUUAGUCUGUCCAACAUAUAUGUAUGUAAAUAUAUCUAGUAUACUGCGACCCAAAUGAUCUAUUGUGUCCCCCUUUCUUGCUGCGAUACCGGGGAACCCAAAGUUAACAGAGGAUCUGUUAAUAUCACUCCUUUUAGAAAGUUCACAAUGUGGGAUGGCUGAAGCUGCGAGAGACCUUCCUCUUCUAUUUCAUUCUUUCCCAGGUGUAGUGUAGUGUACCACUCUUUUCCAAAUUUGGUAUUUUAUCUUCUAGAUUACCCAAGAAUUGUUUCAAUGUAUAGCUGGAUUUAUAAACCAAUUUCAAAUUCUGUUCAAAAUUCCUUGCAAUCAAUUUAUAUAAAUAGGACCGAAAGGUACCAGAGCUAUUUUUUCUUGUUUUUCAUUUUGAUUUUGGAAAAAUGUGGUUUCCAACAGAGAUUUCUUAAACCUAUAAUGGUUAAUUAUUCUAUCUACAAUUCUCUAAUCACAACCGUUGAGUGUAGCUACAUCCUCAAUAAAUUCCUUUCCAUAUCUUUCGAUGUUAAUAGAAAUUGAAGUAAACAAUGUACCGGUAGCGGUGAUUUUCCUAAAUACAUCAAAUUUUAGCCUUACUAUUCUUAUUUACUAAAGUGUCUAAAAAUGGUAACUGUCCAUUUUUUCCAUAUCAUAAAACUUUAUGGAUAGACAUUUUGAAUUGUUUCAAAAUGAAAUAUUUUACAUUUGCCUUUUUCCGAUUGGAUAUAGCGAAAAUAUCAUCCACCUGUACCAUAUCCUGCAAAAAUACUGGAACUGUUGAUUAAUUUGCUUACCAAAGUGGCUCAUGAAUAGUUAAUCCAUAAACGGUGUUAGGCAAUUGCCUAUAGCUAUGCCUUGUGUUGUUAAAAUUCGUUUUUGUACUGAAAAUCGUUUUGUUGCAAGUAUUUCUUUUCGUCAGUUAUAAAUAUUCUUCUUUUAUAUCAGCUACCCAAUUAUUAGAAUUCAAUAAGUCCUCAAGGUACUCCAAGGUCUUGCGGUAUCGGGAAGCUGGGAAAUAAUAAACUCACUUAAAGGAAAUUUGGAUAAGGAAAUUUUAAAUAAUGUAAAAUUGUUAAACAGUUCAAAUAAUGACAAAGGAUCUAUUCCUUACAGCUCACCCUAUAAUUAGGUAGUUAAGAAAUAAAUUUGGUUUCCCGCUGGAAUUAUUUUUCGCGGGAGAAGGCUCAUUUGGGUUAAAAUUUAGUAUAAAAUAGGUAGGUCAAGUUAAUAAGUUUUAGUUUACUUUUAGUUUCUGAAGACGAUAAUUUCGUUGUCGAAACCCGCGUCAGAGUGUAAAUGCCUUAUCAUCAAUCUCGAAUGUACUAGCCAGUACUAAUCCAUCAAUUGAUUCAGUUCAAAGUUUGUUCCUAACUGUUUUUUUCCAAUGACUAAACUGAUGAUUACAUUUUCCAUUUCUUUUGUGGGUUCAGACUUCGACGUUUAUCGAAACGUGCAUCAGACAUUAUGAGUGUUAAAGUAGUGGUAGGGUAAACAUUGUAUCCAGUAUAUUUUUACCUCUCUCUUUUGCAGUACAAUUUCUUUAAAGUUUUUCCCCCAUUUUUUUACUCUAUCCUUUUUUUUGUUUCCCCUUACAUGAAUCUAUCUUCAUUAACGCAUUAUGUUCAUUUAUGAUUUAUUCCUUGUUUUAGCUAUUUCUGCAUCUAUUUCCCUUCACUCACUAUCUGUAUGUCGUUCUUUUUCAGUUUUGUCUUUAUAUUUUAUUUUUUCAUUAUAUUCGUAGUAUAUUCUUUCAACUUCCGAGUACCGGGUAUUUCAUUUGCUUUUGGAAUUUAUUCUUAGAAUUUGCUAUUGAAAUCACACGAUAACGUUUAAUAACAACUCAUUGUUACAGAUUCCACAUUUCAUUAUUCAAUGGUUACACAAGUUCAAAAAUGCUUACUAUAAGUUAUUUGUCCAUUUUCAAACAUUUUAUUGCAAAUGCAAAUGGCCUCCAAAAUGUACUUGUAUUUUGUAAAUGUCCUUUCCAGAAAAUCUGUUUCAUAAUUUAUUAUAUACUCAUUCAUUUUAUUCUAAUUAUUUACAUUAUCUUUCUAUUUGUCACGUUAUUAACAAACUGAUUAAAACUUCUUAAGGGACCAUAUGCCUCACAUUUGAAUUAAAAACAUAUCGUUAAUCUGAAUCAAUUCUGACCAAGUGCGCUUAGCGCUCAAUUUUUCUGCAUUUAUUGUGAUUAUGAUUUAUUAUUAUGGAAUUUUCUUCAAUAAUAAAAUUGCAACUAUUAACAAGCAUUUAAUGAAAAUUAGUCCUAAUAAAUUCUUUAAAAAAUAUGAUAUUUUGGUUAUUUCGAAUAUAAAUAUAUAUGACUAAAGGACUUUUCGGAAACUAAAACACGAGUUAAGGUAAAUCAGUUGAUUGAGGAUCCUAAACCAGAAAGAAAUAUCAAAUUUAAAACAAUAUAUACAAGAACAUUUAAUUUCUAUUACUUUUUGUGCGUUAAUUUUUCCAUGUAAUUAAUUUAGUUGUAUAAUUGAUUCUCACAAGGAUUUUGCACUAAAGUUUAAAACUAAUAAGUUAUUUUUAUAUUGACAUGCCGAAAGUAUCAACGCCGCAAACAUAAGUAAUAGUAGACAGCCAUUUAAGGGGAAUAAACAACUUUUACAAUUUCAAAUAACCAAAAACAAAUAUAGCAACCCUUCAGCUGAUUGCAUUUACCAACUGGUCUACAAGGGUAGAAAGGAUCAAAACAUAUAAUUACCACCCGAUUAACUCGAUCAGUUUCCGAACAACAAUGAACGUAAUUCGGGUUAGUGUCCGAACAUUCAGAUCAUGAUCAGGUUAACUCGAUCAAAGUUUACGAAAAGCCCUUAAAUGAUUUAGUUGAUCUAAUCGAUUAUUAAAAUUUAUUAUUAUUAUUUUUAGGGGAUAUUUUUACUGCUAUACCAAAAAUUUUCUAGAAAUUAAAAAAUUAUAGCACUGUGCUAAAGGGUUUAAGUCCAGUGGCUACUUAGUCAUCGAAAAAUCGAUUUCCACUUCUCUACAAAAAGAUCUCUUUGAUCGAAGACUGUAGAACCUCUAGUUUCGAAGUUAUAGCCUGUCAAAUAGUAACAUUUAAAAAAAUCUUAUUGAAUUUCAUUUAUUUUCAAUUUAUUACAUUCACAUGGACACUUUAGUUUAAACUUUUAAUGCUCAAAUACGCACAAUAAAAUUAAAUUAUUCAUGUAAGAGUAAAAAAAAACGAAUGGAAUUUAAUUUGUAUUAGUUUAAAUUUUACUGUUUGACGGUAUAUAACUUCGAAACUAGAGAUUCUACAACCUACAACGAGAUAUUUUAGUAUAGAAUUUAAUUUUCUACAAAGACAUAAGAAGGUUUCUGGAAAAAAAUCUAAUAAAAGGAAUAAUCCAUUUAAAAUAGAAAAAAAUAUAUUACCUAUGUAAUUUAAAUGGGAAUUUUUCGAUGAGAUCUUGGACUUUAACCCUUUAGAACAGCAAUAAAAAAUUUUAAAUACCUAUAUAGUAGUAAAAAAAUAUGGUCUAAAAAUGAAACGCCUUAAUAUGUAUACAUGGAACAUACAUAGAACCAUAUUUUCUGUAGAGACAUCCAGUUGUAAUAAAAUUGAACUUGUAUUUACACUAAUAUAUAGCACAUCACCCAAUAAAUCGUGUGACUAACUAAGAAAAACACAUUUUAUUGCCAAAAAUUGAUUUUAUUCAUCAAAGUAAUUUCCUUCAAGAGCAAUACAAUCAUUCCAACGCUUCUCUAACUACUGCGCUUGUAGAAGGAUUUUUCUUUUCCCCCAAAAAAGGCUUCAGUUUCAGCAAUUGCUUCUUCAUUGGAGCUGAAUUUCUUACCGGGGAACAUUUUUUUGAGAUCAGCAAAUAGCCAGUAGCCACUGGGGGCCCGAUCUGGAUUAGACGGUGGAUAAGGAAACAAUUCCAAAUGUAAUUCGUUCAAUUCAACCAUCGUUGUCAUCGACUUGUGAAUCGGUGCAUUGUCUUGGUGAAAUAGUGGUUUCUUCUUCGACAUGAGGCCGUUUUUUCUUGAUUUUUGCACUUGAAAAAUCCAACAACUCUAUGUAGUAUUCGUUAUUGAUUGUCUCUCCCUUUUAGAGUUAGUCGAUGGACAAUAUUCCAUGCACAUCCCAAAAUACUGAAUACAUAACCUUCCCAGAUGACUGAUGUGCUUUUCGACGCUCCGGAUGUGGUUCACUGGCUGCAGUCCAUUCAGAUGAUGAUCUUUUCGAUUCCGGAGUGAAGUCAUGGAUCCAUGUUUCAUCAACUAUCGCAUAUCGACGCAAAAAAUCUUAUUUAUUACGGGUUCAAAACAUCCUGUCGCUGCAGUUCAAUUUUGGUCUUCCUCUCUUUCUGUUCUCUUGUGGGAUCCGUUUCAUUAUUUUUUUUGGUAAUCUUUCCUCCCCCAUCCUCUGCGCGUGUCUGUAGCAAAUCAAUUGUUUUUUCUCAAUAUAUUCUAUAAUUGUUUAUUGCAGGUUCAUUUGCUGUUUUGUUGUAUCGUUUCUUGCUCUGUUUAUUCUACAUUUCAUAGUACAAGUACCAUGUCUUAUCUACGUUCAUCUGUAGUCCCCUUUUCCGGUAUUCUUCCUUUAGUUUGAGUGCCAUCUAUUCUAUAUCACCUCUGGCGUUUUAUCUGAUCAACUGCAAACUGGAAGAUAUAUAACCAGGUAUCAUCGUCGAUUUGGAUCCCUAUUCAUUUGCAUUUAUUCUUCUUUUGAAAAGAGUGGUGAUGCAGCACCGUUGCUUCAGGCCUUUAUUGACUAUGAAGGAUUCAGAUACUCUAUUUCCGAUUUUUACUGCAGACUUCAUAGCUUUAUAUAAGUUCUGGAUACCCUUUGUUAGGGUAUAAUUAUUAUAAAAUAAAAAGCAGCAAUAAUAUUCUCAAACGAUACUGUAGAGUACAAAAUCAGAAACAACGAUGUUAUUUCUGUCAAACUGAAAUCUGUUCUAUUCUGUUUGUGAUUAUUAUAAAUCAAAUAUUUAUUCAAAAUUUAUUGGAAGAAAUAUAUAAACAUAAAUUUAAAUUUUAUUGCAUACAAUCACAAUGAAUAUUACUAAAAUAAAAUUUGGAAAAGAAGUAAUUUAGGGUUGCUAGCUUGUAGCACCUACUUGUGUAUGGCCGAUCCACACUCGCACGUGAAUAUCAGCGCGAAUCGCAGAAAAGAUUGCCAACAGUCUAAACUCGCAGGCUUACGACGGGCUCACAGUAUAGUUCCGCUCUUGACGAAAACAUUAAAUAAGUGUGAGUUCUAAUUCGUUAUUCCACGCGGUACUUACUUUGUAUGCAAAAUCGUGAUGUCGGACAAAAACCGACAAUUUUCGGGGAACGUGCCGCGAAUAAUAUGCGAAUCGGAUCCACACUCAUGCUUCGCGCGGGUGUGGAUUUAUCGCGGGACAAAACCGACAAUUUUCGGAGAACAACCCGAAAAGAAUAUGCAAAUCGGAUCCACACUCAUGCUUCGUGGGUGCUUCGCGCGCGUGUGCGGAUUUAUCGCGGGACAAAACCGAGAAUUUUCGGGGAACGAGUCGCUGAAGAUUAUGUGAAUUGGAUCCACACUCAUGCUUCGCGCAUGUGCGGAUGCAGAUUUUAAGCCUAUAACAAAUACUUGAAUUUUUUGCCAAUAAAAAAGGAUUAAGUCAAUUAUAAUCUACUGAUAAAUGUAUGUAAGCCACUAUAUUUUUUCCUAUAAUGUAACAUUUUGCGUAUUUUUACAAUUAGAAAUGGAUUACAUUUUAAAAUGUUGAAACAACUAUCAUCCAAAUUUAGAACUCCAGUUACUGGUAUCAAAUUGGAAAAUAAAUUCUUGAUCAUCCGGAUCUUCUACAACCCAUUUGCAAUUUUUUCCAUGAAGAAAUCUUAAUAUCGCAUCAACGAAUAGUUUAAGGUCCCACCGACAAUAAUAAUUAUCCUCCAUAUAAAUGUAUUCAAUAAUAUCCCUUAUAAUUACUAAAUAUUCUGAGCUUAUUAAAGAAGUCCAAUUCAUUCAAAUAUUCCAAACAAGGGAGAAAAAAAUAUAGUAAAAAACGUUUAAAUUGUGGAAAUUUGUUAAUCAACGUCGAUUUUUACGAUUUAAGUUCUACUUACCCCCUUAUUCAAAAUGUACCCUUUGCCGAAUUGGGCUUUUUAUAUUUUGGGGGUGUCAACUACCCCUUGUUUCAAAAAAUUUAAAAUCUCAGAUUAUAUGCGGGUAAAAUGAAGUUUAAAUGUAUGAUUCGUAAAUUUGUCGACAUUCUCAAACACGUUUAUGAUCAAUCAGAUUGAUGCAACCCCUCCAAAUCAUCCCUUAAUUAUAUGAAAAGUUAAAAAAUAAUCUCACCAAUAUGUAUAUUUAUAUUGAAUUGAGAAUGUUUUGUUAGAAUUUUCAAAAAGUGUUGCUUUUUAAAUACCCUUAUGAAACCCACCUUCAAUGACCAAAAAUUUACAAAUUGCAGUUAAAAUUUUUUUACAGAAAUAAUAAAAAUAUUUUUAAAAUCAAUAGAAUUUCUAAUCCAGAAAAUAAUAUAAUAAACAAAUUUGAAUAAUUAUAUUUCAUCACUAAUAUAUUCCUCCUCUUUUUUUUUUAAAGCGUUUUGUAGGGAAUUUCAAGUUUUUCAACGUCAUAUCAACUUUUUUCAACCCACGGUUUCGAAAAGGGUGCAGCUCAAAGGGGUUACAUAAGCCACAUUUGGUACGCGAAUGCAAACUUUGAAUUAAUGUAUCUCCUUCAAUUUUUAUGAUACAUAUUUAAAAAAGCUCAAAAUUUUUGGCAAGAAAAACCCUACAAUUAAUAUUUGAACCAUUUUCACAUAACAACAAAAAAUUUUUUUUCAAGAUCACGAAAAUGCAGUGUUCAUUUUAUUCAAUUAUUUUUUCUAAAAUAAUCAUUCAAAACUGGUUUAAUCACAUGGAUCAUAUCAAUAACACACAAAUAAAGUUAAUUGCAAAUGGAUUGAGAUUAAUUUCAAUUAGGGUGGUAAUGGCGAGGGUAUAAUUACAUUUUUUCAAAAAAGACAAAAGAAGAAACUUUAUUUUUGUUAAAAAUCAGUCAAGUCUUAUGCAAAAGACUUUUGACAGUGCUCAUUUUAAAGGUUUUUCUAUGUGCUUUGAAAAAGAUCUCUUGAAGUUUUUUUCAAAAAUUUCAUCAAUUUCAAGUUAUUUGAGAUUAAAGGUUUUCAAUUUCGUGGUUCCCCAAAAAUAGCCAUCCUUCAACGAGUAAUAACUCAGUUAUUAUUGUAUUUACAGAGGUCCUUAAAAACGAAUCUUUUCGUUUUUUAUAAGCUAAAUUUUUGUUCCUUAAUUAUUUUGCUGAUAAAAUGAAAACUUUGUAAGUUAUUUUUGAAAAAUGAGCAGUAACAAGUACCAACUUUAGAAAAAAACUUUAUAGGGUAAAAGUUGCUUAGAAUUUGUCAAUCUAUCGACCUACGAGAUUAUUUUGAAAAAUAAAUUUUCAUCUUCAAGAAGGGGUGGCUUCUUCCCCCAGUGCAAAAGCAUCCUUCUGCACAUUAUACAUUUUGAGAGUACCAAUUUUCAAGAAAAUCGACCUUGAUUAUCAAAAUUCUACUGGAAAACAUCUAGUACCUGACCUAACUCUUGCAUCCAUAAUAACUUUUUAACAUUAACUUUAUAUAUAGUAAAAUCUUUACUACAAAACUAUCAGUCCAACAAACCUCUUAAUUGUAAUUAUUGUUUCAUCUAGUUUGUUCUCUAUUAGUAUAACUCUGUCUUGGUAUUGAAUAAACAUAUAGUAGUUUCUUCAGUGGUCUUUUAUAUACAAAUGUUAUGUGAAUGAGUUCUUCAACUGAGGUAGAUUUUUCUCACCACAAAAUAAUAAAAAGAUUUACGAACAAAUCAAAAUGAUAUUAAGAUCAGAUAUCUAUCCCACAGUGGAAUUUUAUUUUCAAAGCUAGAAUGUGAUCUUUCACAAAAAUUCUUAAAACUAAUAUCAAAGAUAUCUGAUGAGGAAAUUUUUUAAGUUUUAGUAUUCCUAAUUUCGAAUAUUUUGACAUUUUAUCCAAAUUUUUUGCUCAUUUGCGCCUUUACAAAAUGAUAAAUAAACAUGUUAAACAUAUUCAGCAAUAAACUCUAGUUUUUGCAACCAAUUUUUAUAUAUUCUCUGGACCGAAAGGAGUGUCUCAAUCAAAAAAGAGCCAUAUAUUAUUCAGUUUUUGAGUUGAGUUUUUAGUUAGAAAUUGUUCACUCGUAACAUAAGACCAAUUAAAAAUUAUAGGAAUAAAUCUCUCACAACUUAUUUACUAUUAAUCGAAGACGUUGAAAGAUAGCACAAGACAAAUCUUCAACCAUAUCUAAUGAAUUUAAUUUUCCAUUAAUCUUCUUACUCAAUCGAUUAUGGUGAGGAGUUCUAACUAAUAACAAAAAAAUUUGAUAAUCGUUCAAUCUAUUUGACUUUCAUUACUAGAAUCCCUCUUAGUACAAGCUUACAGCAUUUGGUACAGAUGAAGAAGCAAUUUAAAAGACAAAUUGCAUAGUGUUUAACAAUAAUAAAAGCUAUUAUCAAAUAUUAAGAAAUACAAUUUACUUCCUGUGACAAACAUCUAUAAAGUAUAAACAUAAACAAAAAUUAAUACAUUUUUAUUUGUGAUAAUAAACAUCUCAUAUUUCAAUUAUUUACCAUAUCUAUUUGAAUGUACUAAUAAAAAAGUGUGUUUAAAGGGUUUGUUUAGUGAAAAUAUGGUUCCAUUAGAUUAAUCUAACAAAACUGUAAACAAUAAUUCCAUUUGAAAUAUGCAGAUUUGUAAAUUAAAUAAUGAAAGCUCAAGUUAGAUUAGAUGUGGGUCUGACUACAAUAAAGUCUCAUGUUUAAGUUUACCUUGAAAAGAGAGGUCCACUAACACAAACACAACGAAUUUGAAAAUUUUAAAUCCCUAUAAGAUGUAAAAUAUGGAAGAACUUGAAACUGUGUUUAAAAAUAUGAAAUAAUCAAGUAGAUGGAAUUAAAAAUAAUUUAUGGUGGAUAAUGUGAAACUUAACUGUGGUGUAGUGUAUUAAAUCAGAAAUUUUUGUUUAAAUAACUUUUAAUAAUAUGUCAUCAAACAUGGUAAUCCUAGUGUGAUUUAAGCAAUAGCCCGAUUCCCACUAUUGAAAUAAAAUAAAAAAUAUGGCUGUUGUUAAUGGUUAGACUAACCUUUAUUUAGAAAUAACAUUCAUUAUAUUGAAAUAAUUGUCUAUUCUGUAUAAGCUAUUUUGUAGAGGGAUUCUGGCAAAAUUAAACACAAAAGUGUACUAACUACAAUAUAUUUUACCAAGCUUUUGAAUAUUUAUGUAUUCAUUUUCUGGGACUGAAAUUAUGGUCAAGUGCAAUAUAAAAAUAUGUAUAAAAGUAUAACAAAAAUAAAAAUUGCUUACAAUAACUAGUUAACAAUUGAAGAGUUUGAAAUUUCCUUGUUUUUUUUUAAAAAACAUAUUUUAGAGUUAGUACACUUUGGUGAUUAAUUUCGCCACAAUCUCGCUACGAAAAAGCUCAUAAUCUAGCUGGCAUAUUCUUCGUUCCAUUAAUUGAAAUUAAUAAUAAUCAAAACUUAUCAUCGGUUUAUCUUAGCAAUCAAGAACCAGUUAUUUGCAAAAUUUCCCUUCCUAACAGAGUUCCAAUUGCAAAUGAUGAAAUUAUUGUCAUGACAAAAUUAAUUUAUAUUCAAAAUACGCAAUGUAAUGAUACAUGACAUAUUUUUCCAAUUGUAUAUAUAACACAUGGAAAUAUGUAAUUCUACAGUAAAAAUGAAGAUUUGAUAGAAGUUAAUUUUUCAUAUAAAUAAAAUAAUAUUUUUUAUAUCUUUAAUUAUAAAAGCAAAGGUUAAAAUGCAAAACAUUGCAGAUUUUUCUUGACAUAAUUUCAUUGUUAACUAAGAAAUGGAAUUACGAUCUUAUUUUAAGCUUGCACUACAUAGAAUUUCAACUAUUAGUUGACAAAAUAUAUUCAAAUCAAAAUUGUCAUUUUGUUGGAUUUUAUGUAAAUCAAACCAGAACUAAGCAGAAAAAUCACAUUCAAACGUUAAAAACAUAUUGAAGUUAACACCAUUAAAAGCUUAUGCUUUUAACAAAAUACAAAUGAGAGAAAAAGGAGAGAGAAAGAGCAAGAUAAAUUUAAAUUGUUAGAUUCAAUUCUAUAAAUGAAAAAUUUUCAUUAAAAUAUAAGUUUAUUUUUAUUUUUGAAUCAGAUUAUUUAUUUUAUAGCACCUUAAAAAAAAUUAUUUUUAUAUUGUUUAACAAUAUAGAAUUGAAAAGAUUGACUGAUAUUUUAACUUAUGCUGUAUAGUAUGCUUAAUAUAUUUUAAGGCAUAAAUUUGUCAUCAUGCUAAAGGAUGUUAGAUGGAGUGUUUUAAAAUCCUAUUAAUUUUAUUUAACCAACUAAUCCUAUAUGGUUACUUUACUAGAUCUCUCAGUUUUUAUUACAAAUUGAUUGUACAUAUGGUGUCAGUUUUGUAAUGUAAAUACUAGAUUUAAGUUGUACAUAAUUAAACUUUUUCUCUUACUGUAUAUAAAUAAACUUUCCCAGAAUAUUUUGGGAUAAAAUAAAAUAAAAAUUAAGUG
Diorhabda sublineata is the source of this 20723-nucleotide messenger RNA. RefSeq names its product max-binding protein MNT-like. The coding region runs from base 486 to 1637 and encodes 383 amino acids. Gene Ontology annotation, molecular function: DNA-binding transcription factor activity, RNA polymerase II-specific; RNA polymerase II cis-regulatory region sequence-specific DNA binding; protein dimerization activity. The transcript is spliced from 5 exons. The record is from RefSeq and is a predicted model, not a curated record. NCBI's taxonomy places the organism in Eukaryota, Metazoa, Arthropoda, Insecta, Coleoptera, Chrysomelidae. Gene Ontology annotation, biological process: regulation of transcription by RNA polymerase II.